AUUGUGCGUACGUGCCCUAUUUGGCAAGAAUACUUCGAGUAUUAAAUUACACUAAAUAAGUAGGAUAUUCCAAAGUCACUGUUAUAUCUAUUUUCAUCAAUUUAGUGUUAAAAUGACAAUUCGUUUCAGACAUAUUGUGGUUUAAAAUAAGUGUAUUGAAUAAACGCGCUUGCUUGCCGCGUGCGAAUUCUCAAAAAGUCCGCACUUGAGUUGUAAAGCUUUCAAAAUGCUUUUUACUGGUUUUUAUAUCCCCUAUAAAACUUUAAAUCGAUAAAGCAGAUAAUAAUGUUGAUGAAACAUCAUUUUCUAGUAACUACACAUUGAAUCAGAAGAAAAAGUUAUCAAAAUAGGUCGCGACGGUUGUUUGGCAAAAUGUCGCUUCUCUCUGAAAUGGCUUCCUUUGCGGGAAGCCAUGAAAUUGAAGUCCUAACAAAAACUAACCUUAGCAGUUCUUUUGGGCCCAUUGCUCACUUAUUUAUCAUGAAAUCGCUUCACUAGAACAUUUUUAAUAAUGUCUAUGGAAAACUUUGUAAUUUUCUGAACAUAAGUUUAUGGUUUCGAGGUGUUUAUUUUAUAAAAUAGCACGCGCGACAAAAUGGCACUUUUGUAGUUUCUCACAUCUGACAAACAACCAAAGAUGAAAGUCCUUAUUUCACCUUUUUAUAGCUAUGUGGAAUACCUAAAAAUUAGGUUAUCUUUUUCAUGUGAGUAUAUAGAUAACAUUUCUAUGCAAUAGUCCUUAUGAAGGCUUAUUUCAAACUAAAAAAAAGCGAUUGUUUUUCAGAGCCAGACUUCAAAAGAGAACGCGUGUCUGACAUUUUAUAGCAGCCUACAUUGGUGCGCAAAAUAAUUUUGGCUAAAAACCGUUGCUUUUCCAACAAAAAAACAUGAGAAAAUUGAGCUAAAAGUCUUACCUGAUGUAUGUUUAAAAUGUUUUUCUUUUUAUGGUGUUUUUCAGUGCUUUGAGUAGAGGUUAAUAGCUUUUGGUUUUGUCACCACAAUUUGCCUUUGAAAAUGUCGGCUGUCAUUGUCUGUGUUAAAAACACCUCAGAAAAUUCCUAUUUUCUCACCUUCCCAUCCUUGGUUUAUAUUGAAAAUAAAUAGAUUCUAGUACCAUAUGUCCUUAUAAAUAUAUUUGAAGUAAUUAAAAACUUGAAAGAUGUACAAGCACUGUGUUUUGGCUUGCACACUUUGUUGAAUUUGAACACUUAGUUACUGUUCUAAAUUUCAUGUUGUAAACAUCUUGCCCAAAAAAGCAAAGGAGUAUAUUUUAUAAUUUUUGAUCAUUUUCUAAUUCAUAUCCCAAUAGAUGAAGAUUGGUUAUAAAAUAGAUAUGUACUAAUUUAGUGAAUAAUUUUUUUUUUUUGUUUUUAUAUAAAUUUAUGGAGAUAUUGCCCCUUUAGGUGAUGAGUGACAUGAAAAACUAAGUGUCACUGCUUUACAAAUAAAAAUUCUCAUUGAAAAAACUAAUGAUAUAUAUAUAGGUAUGCAAGUUCAUUUAAACUAAAUUUUAAACUAAAUUUGGUCAAUCAUAUAUCAAUAAUAUUUGGUUGAAAAGACCAGAUUUUUUCAUGCAACUGUUUCUGAGAUAUUGCUAUUUUGGUGAAAGCUCUUGAAUUCAAUCAUGUAUUCGCCAUUUUGCUUGCCCACUUUGGGGGUAGAAACAUUGUAACAGCUUGCGCAUUAAUGAGUUAAAUUACAAACUACAGCGUCUGUUCGUGUUUUUUUUUGCUUAAAUUUACAAACUACAGUGUUCGUUUUUGUAUCACUUUUUUGUUCGAAUUGUUGUCAUCGACGUUGGGUGAACAACAGAAGAUUUCAUUCAUAGCUACUUUACAAAAUUUUAUUAUUAAAUUUGAGCUUUUCAGCGUUGUUCGGCUUCGGCUGAAAUAAAGAACAAUCUUGAUGGUUUAAAGACGGCACGUCGAGAAACUUUGUUUUAUCUUUUAGACUGUCGCGUGAUGACCGCCAAGUUUAUUCUUCCAUACUAUUUGUUGUUAAUUACCACAAACUUUUUAAAUUUGUAAAAUAACAACAAAUUGUCAAACGUCAGAACAGGGUCUUAGCUAGAGGGCUGUGUUGGCCGUGUUAUCGCGGCCAAAAGUGCAAAAACACGGCUAGAUAAAAUUAACGCGGCUUCACUAUUUAUAUAAGGCCGUGUAUAGGUUAAUAAAAUAAGGUGGUGCUAUACUUACAACAGACAGAAUUUCUUCCUAUUUACGUCAAGAAAGUUUGUAGAAUCUACUGUUGUUGUUGAAUUGGCAAAAGUGAUCCGUGAUGUUUUAAUGUUUUGAUGGAUAAUGGGAACUGUAUGGUGUUAAAAUGGUUUUAAAUACCCCAAUAGUUGUUGAAAUAACUUAAUUGUCAGUGCGCAAUAUGAGCGUAUGCUCGCCUUGUAUUUGGUUGCAAAGCAUAGAACAACCACAGGCAUUGUUGUUGGCGAGCAUAACUAGAGCCAUUAUUUUGCUAUUCAAAGUAAUUGACAUGUGCACGCCCUGGUCAUUAGAAACACGCCCAAGAUCUAAAAUCCUAGCUAAGACCCGGCGUCAGAAUCUACACUCGGUAUAAUAUUUGUUUACAAUAAUUUCCGUACUUUAAUUACAAUUGCCGACGUGAAUGCCGAAGUAAUUGCUGAAGGAAUUUAAGGUGAUUUCAUUGCGUGCCUCAGCAAAAAAAAAUUGCCAAGGCAAAUCGAAAAUUAUCGAAAGACUUCGGCAAUUAUUUGCCGAAGCAAAAAUAGUUGAAUUUCGAGGGUUGUUGACCCUCAUUCCUCCUCUGGCUUAGACCAUAUUUCACCUCACCUAAACCAAUAAGGCCCACACUCUUGAAUAUUUCUGUUGAUAUAUAUACAGCUUAUUCUAAAAAGGUUAUCUUUCAAUAUCUAGGAUUAUUUGCCCAAUUAAAAGCUCUUAAAUGGAGUUAACUAUCAGUCAUGCUCAAAGUUGAAGGUUUGAGGUUUUUGAAGGACAACCCCUUUUUAAUUGAGGGUCCUGAAGGGGUAAAAUGGGAACUGGGAUUGAUCUAUUUUUAGACUGGGAAAAUGGGAUUGGGGUUGCUGGGACUGGGAUUUGGCCACUGGGAAUGGGAAAUGAAGUCCUCAAAAAUGGGAAUGGGAUUGAGGUAAUGCGAGUCGAUUCCCAAUUUUUCCACGUUUUAAGUAUUUUAAAAUACAAUUUUGAUCCGUUUUUGGUGUCUUUGGUCAUGAUUUUUGUUGUUAACUAUAUUAUUCACAGCACCACCUGCGAACAGGCAUACUCUAGCGCCCGGAAUUCUGGGUUUUCUGAUGUGUGUCCCUAGUCAGAUGCACAGCGGAAUAUAUGCCUGGUUUCCGGUAUAUACUUCAUUUAACCCUUAACUUAGUAUAUACCUCAAAGGCAAAGAACAACAAAAAAUACGGACAUGUCGGAUACAAACAAACGAACUGUCGUUGCAGAAAUCAAAUAUAUUACAACGAAUAAUACUGCAAUACACACAGAGAAUUGUAAACUAGAGAUUUCUCUACAAUGUACAGCAAGAGAACUAGCGAAAACAAUCCGUCUCAAGACUGGAAUAGGGGAUUGUUCUAAGAACUGAUGACCAGAUGUCUAUGUUUUGCAAGAGUGGAUCGAAAUCACUUAGUGUUAGGGUCGUGCAACGCAUUGUUUGCUUCGAUAAAGGUUCUGUUAAUAUCAAUAUUGUGUUGGAUAAAACGGAGUAACAUGUCUAACAUCAGUAGGUCUCAGUAACUGCAUUCCAUUUCUGUCAAUGGACUCAAUUUGGGGGUCGUCAAAGAACUCAAAGAAGAAAGAGGUUGAGAGAGUCAUCUAGUAGGGGUACACUAAGUAGCAAUUUUGUUUCAAUGGUGGGAUAUUGACCAUCGACAAUUUCGACAGGGAUGGUAACAUUAAGACUUAAUAAGACUAAUAACAGUCUUUACAGAUCUAUAAAAUACAGUAUCUGGAUCUAUUUGACUGUUUGGCUUUGACAUCCAUGCCAUCAAUACAAAAUUUGGUACACCCUUACUGGCUUAAUACCCAAUCUAGGUCAAUCUAUUUGGACUCUAUUUGUUGUGUUGUUGAGCUUGAAGACACAUGCUCUAGCAUAAUAAAAGUGUAUAAAUUGUGAUACCACUGAUGUUACACACAUUCUGACAAUGUUAAUUGUUUUUGAGUCUAGUAAAACAAAUGCACUGUAGUUUUUUGUAUUGACUGAUCUCCACUUUAGUCAAGAGUUGUUUUGGUUGAGGUACAGUAUAAUACAAAUGUUAUUUAACUUUUCUAUUUAAUUAAGACAAUUAACAAAUACUUAGUAUAUUGUUACCAGUAAACAAUGUUGUUGUUAAUAUCAGCUGUUACACAAUGGUCAAUAAAAUUUGAUGUUUCAUUAUGUUCUAGGACUUCUAGCUGAAUUGUUAAAAUAAUUGUACAAUUUGUAUUGCAAUGAAGAUUGAGUAGUGGGUUUUGAGCAUUUAGAUUGAGUAAAUAAGACAAAUAAGCAAGCAUUAUUUUUUUCUUUUGCUUGAAAGACUUGACAGUCUUGACAAGUAAUUAAACUUUGAAUAAUGACAAUAUCCAGUAGUCAAUUCGAUGUCUUUGAUGUCUUCGAUCAAUAUAGUCAAUAUAGAGUUUAUUGACUUUAUUGACUUUCUAUACAUUUAAGAUCAUCACCAGACUCACCAAUAUUUGGCUGUGAUGUAACAAACCGUUCUAUUUAUGGUGGUGAUCUUGGACAGCUUGACGAAUCGGGAGAGAGUGUUGAUGUGUCAUGUUUUGGACCAUACGUAGCUCAACUUGAGCUUCAGGAACCGGAUUCAAUUGAUGUACUUUGUGAUUCAUCUGUAGAUCUUGUAGCUCACCUAGGAGUUCAUGAUGAUACAUUUGUUGCAGGGGAUAUUGAGGACUCUGAAAGAUUUUGUCUUGACUUUGAUGAUCAAGAUGUGGAAAUGGAAGAGACAGAUGAGUCCUUAAUUCAUGGCAACACGGAUAGUCCCUUUGAUUUUGAUGAGUUAGAUUACUCAAACUAUAAUAUGUUGCCAAUAAGUGUUGAGCAAGCGGAUGAUGUUAGCUUCAACCUUGGACAAACUUGUCAAAAGAGGGAAAAUUGAAAAGGAUGGGAUCUUCUACAAAUACCUUAAGGGCGUGCUACAAGUCUAUAUCACACCUACUGAGUACAACUGGGAUCAUGAAGUGAUUGAAUUCUUCAAAACAUUGAAGUGGUUAGGGGGCCAGAGCACAGUAAAUAUGAUCAGGGGCCCAAUGUGGCAUGGUGCAGGUAGAGGAGGCGUGUUUAAUCCUGAUAAAAUGGUACCAAACCUUGGAGGGCCGUCUGAUCGAACACUAACCAAGCAUAGUGGUGGCUAUACUACAGAAAGUGGUAUCCUUAAUCAGCUUAUGAAAACAUUCCAUGAUAUUGUGGAUAACAAGGAAUCUACAGUUGUAAAUUGUGAGGUUUUAAAAGUUGUAAGUGUUCAUGCAGAAAAUGAUGGAACUGCAUUGCAACCAGGCUUGCUAUUUGAUCCCACACAGAAGGUGGUGGUGGGACUUGCAAAUGGAAAUAUAAAGAUGGACUACAUCAAUAAUAACAAGGAAAAGAGUCCUGAACUAACAAAGUAUCUGAAAAAAAAUAUAGCCACGGAAGCAGUUGUUACUUUAUUAACAAAUUCACCAAAGACAUCGUUUUUGUCAGUAGGAGUGUCUUAUCAUAGACAAAAGGGAAAAACUGGGGAAAAUUUGAAGGAAAAUCUUGUUAAAGAGGUAAUGCAGAUUCAGUGCUGCAGAGGAUGUCUUGAAAAAUGCCCAUCAGAUAUCACAGUACAAAGUGAUUGUUGUGAAUCAAGUGUAUGCAACAAUUGCCUUUCCUUGAAAUCUGUAUGCGACAAUUGUCAAGAUGACGGACAGAUUAGUUACCAUCCUUCGAUCAGGGCUUGUAGAAGUUGCUUGGAGAAAAACACAAAGUGUGUAAAAUGCAUUGUUCUUACCUGGAGUGUUGAUUGUGAGUUGGGAAAUCGAAAAAUGAUGGAUCUUGUUGCUGCUGAGUCAAUUACACAUCUAGAAUACCUGGUCGCAUUUCCUGACGUCGUACAUCUCGCUAAAACCUACAAAUGUUCCUGGAGCAACUGGUUCCUGAUACUUGGAGAAGGAGUACUCUUGGCACACUACGAAUACUGA
Messenger RNA from Paramuricea clavata, 6146 nucleotides. The record is from the annotation of a GenBank genome assembly. Lineage: Eukaryota; Metazoa; Cnidaria; Anthozoa; Malacalcyonacea; Plexauridae.